Messenger RNA from Raphanus sativus (radish), 1600 nucleotides. Its product is annotated as peptide chain release factor PrfB3, chloroplastic-like. Lineage: Eukaryota; Viridiplantae; Streptophyta; Magnoliopsida; Brassicales; Brassicaceae. The record is from RefSeq and is a predicted model, not a curated record. Gene Ontology annotation, molecular function: ATP binding; valine-tRNA ligase activity. Gene Ontology annotation, biological process: valyl-tRNA aminoacylation. Gene Ontology annotation, cellular component: cytosol.
GUUUACUCCAAGGCUUCGAAAAAGUUCAAAGCUUUAGAGAAAGCGAAGCUUGCGGCAGAACUUAAGGCAAAACAGGGCAAAGAUGUCUCUAAGAAGAGCACGAAGAAGAGUUCACAACGGGAUGCAUAUGAAGAGAAUCCUGAGGAUUUUAUGGACCCUGAGACUCCUGUUGGUGAGAGGAAACAACUCUCUUUACAGAUGGCUAAGCAAUACAGUCCUGCUGCCGUAGACAGAGCGUGGUACGCUUGGUGGGAGAAAGCUGGUUUCUUUACUGUGGAUGCUAAGAGUUCCAAGCCAGUGUUUGUUAUUGUUCUUCCUCCUCCAAAUGUGAAUGGACUCUUGCAUAUUGGCCAUGCCUUAACAACUGCAAUCCAGGUUUCAUUAAUACAGUUUUUUUUUGUUUUUUUUUUUGCCCUUCUUUUUUCACGUCAGAAAUGGAUGCCAAAAAGAAAAUUUUACACUUUUUUUAUUGGUCUCCGAUUUCAUAUAUGUAUAUAUAUGCUUUUUAGACAAAAUAUGCGACACCAGACGUCACCGUAAAAGAGUGAAGUUACAUUGCAAAAGUAAGAAGAAUCACUAUCAUCAUACGAUGUUUUGUGGGGACAAUGAUCUAAUAAAGAGUAUUUUAUUAGUGACAAUGAAUUUGCACUAAAGCUACUGAUAAUUGGUUCAUUUUACUAUGCCCGUAUGCCGCAUUGGCACUGAGCUCACAAGAGAGUACAUUAAGAAACUCUUCUCUUAAAUUUGUCUCAUGUAAUUAGCAUUCUGCAAUCAACUGAUAGUUCACUCAGUGUUAUCAGAACAUUUUAAACUAAGUUUCAUUACCAUGGUUUUGAUAUUUCUAUUACAGCUAUCUAUAUGGUCACGAGGAGCUUGCUAUAUGUGAAGAUAUAUAUAGAUGUGGAAUGUCUCAAUUCUCAAAGAUAUACUCUGGUUUCUAUUGAUGGUGCAUACUGGAGAUGGUGUCUUUCCUCAUAUAAAGAAAGAUGACUAUCUGAAUUUAUGUUAUUUUUUUGUUCCAUUCAGUUUUAACUACAAGCUAUGCUGGUGCAAUAGUUUUAAUGCCUAUUAAUUCUUUUGCAAAGACAGGUCAUAUGGCCGAUACCGGAUUGAUUCUGAGGCAACACCAACAAUAUUGAGUUGUCUAUCGUACAACCUCUGCUACUAGAGAUACUGAGCUUUCCUGUUUCUAAAAAAAUGGCGAAGGCUGUGAGCGGGUCAGGUGGACAGAGAUUGGGAACAAAACAUUUCAAGCUCACACGUUUCGAAGAGAAAAUAAGCUCUGGAUAGAGGCUGAAAGCGAAGAAGAAUUCCUGGAUCUACAAAUCCUACAACUUUGAAGAUUGGAUGAUCUAGAAGUUGUUGAUUCAAGACAGUGUUGUCUACAUGUUCUUGCUCUGACGAAGAGUGGAAAACAAUAAAGGAGAAUACCAUGUCUGAAAAUUGGAGAUGGAAUAAAAACUCAUUUGGUUGUUUUUGGUUUUCUUCGUUGUCCCUUUUUACUGAAAAAUCUAUUGUACAAUUUGCGAUUUCACAUUCGUUUUAUGCCAAGUGAGUGUGUAUGAAGAUUUCCUAAUAAGAAUAUCUCCCAUUUAUUAUC